Owenia fusiformis is the source of this 1688-nucleotide messenger RNA. Lineage: Eukaryota; Metazoa; Annelida; Polychaeta; Sabellida; Oweniidae. The record is from the annotation of a GenBank genome assembly.
GGGACUUUAACACGUAGUUCAAUGAGGGAGCUAAGGUUGCCAAACCUUUGGAUGGGAGUAAGUUCUUACAGCGGGUGUCCAGUAACAAUACUGAAUAGGCCCAGGGAAAAGCAUUAGUGAGCUGAAUCUAAAAAAUGGCUAUGCUAUAGCUGACACGCCCUCCGUCUUUGUAAACAAACGUUGUAUUCAACUUUUAACACGAUAAAAAAGAUUGACAACUUACUAAACGAAGAUCAUUCUUUGCAUAAAGGACCGCUGAAACGCUCUGCAUGGCCGAUUUCUGAAUUGCCUCGUCUGAAUAUGGAAAUUAUGAUGUUGAACUGAAUACAAAUAGAUUUCUUGUAAAUUUUACAGUUUUCUAACGAGGUACAGCCUCUGUCCUUUUCAAUAUGGAACCCGGAAGCGACCAAAUGUUUUCACCACACGAAAAUUUGAUAAAAAGCCUAGAAAACAUUCUUCUGAAUGAUGAAUUCAAUGUUCUAGGCAAAGAAUAUGUCUUAUAUUGUAUGCAGAAAGAAAUUUCAUUCGACAAAAAUGGCAACGAAUCACCCGAAUCUGAGAAAGAAGAUGUGAAUUUUUCGAAGUUCAAAAAUAGGCAGAAAUCAAGAAGUAAAUUAAAAACCUGUAUUCACUACACCUCAUAUGGGGCUUUUGUGGCCAUUAUAUCAUUGAUAUGUAUUGUAUCUAUGUAUGGAGUUGAGUGGAUGCGGAAUGAUAUGUUUGACGUAUCUUACUUCAUUCAACGCUAUUCUCGAACAACGCUGCUACCACUACAAGGACUCUUGCAAGAAUUCUAUGAUACAGACUGCUUGAUACACAACCCAUAUUAUAGCAACUAUGAUGAUUCCUUUGAGUGUGAUAUCUGCACCAACUUAACAAGAGUGGAAGAUUACACUGGUUUUAUCAAUUCAAGCAACUUUGAAGAGGAAAUGGAGGAAAAUGGACAAAUAUUUAUUUUGAAGGAACAGUUUCCGUUUCGUGUUGAGUUUGAAGAUCUGAAGAAAACGUUUACAGAUAAUCAGAAAAUGUUGACAUUAGACCCGCAUCAGUUUAUCACAAAUCGCAAGAUCAAAGGUCUGGAACAUCUGUUUGAAGAAUGUUCAUCAGAUAGCUUAGAGAAUACUCACAAGGAUCUGAAUGUUGCUUGGAUAACGAGGAAGGUUAAAUCUGCUCAAAUUAUACGUAGAAUAUUCACGCGGCCUGAUUUUGUGCCGAAACAUUCCGAAGUUGGACUGCAGAAAAACAUCUUCAUAGAUGGACCAGAAUCUGGAGGUUAUCCACUGCCAGUGGGAGACUUUGCGUGUAACUGGUAUGUGCAGGCACACGGGUCCCGUGUUCUGGUGUUUGAACCCUCCAGAGAAUGUAUGGGUAGUUGUGUGCAGAUGAGCGUUACAGUGAAUGAACGUGAUAUAGUGUACUGGAUGGAUUCAGUGUAUGAUGCCCGAAGUGAAGCCACGUCAGAUAGCAGCUCCUACAGCAUAAGCUUUACAUCAAGUUUUAUUUAACAAUUGACUCAAUGGAUGGAUACCAAUAUUACAGCAUCAAUGUACCUGUUUAAAAAUAUAAUAAAAUUCAUCUGUGACUUUUUUGUGGAUAUCUCACCACUGUUGGGAAAAUGAUCAUGUGGUGAAUGGAUAGAAAUAUUUGGUUCAUUUAACAAAAACUUCAAUGAAUAUCUGAAUUAGGCU